Orbicella faveolata is the source of this 1684-nucleotide messenger RNA. Its product is annotated as melatonin receptor type 1B-like. Gene Ontology annotation, molecular function: G protein-coupled receptor activity. Lineage: Eukaryota; Metazoa; Cnidaria; Anthozoa; Scleractinia; Merulinidae. The record is from RefSeq and is a predicted model, not a curated record. Gene Ontology annotation, cellular component: membrane. Gene Ontology annotation, biological process: G protein-coupled receptor signaling pathway.
CUUACUUCAUCAGAUAUAAGCCUUAAUUAAGCUAGCCGCUAUCAAUGAAAUUUGACGUAGUCGAUGCAGGUGUUGGUAGUCUGCGUGUAAAACGUACUAAAUACAUGUAUAUUCUCGUUUUGAAUUUGUUUAUUUACUCUUUUUCACAUAAAGUAAGUUCGUCGACAUAAGUGAGAAGCAGGAUACAUAUAGUUAAGGCAUAGCAAAGAAAGUGAUAGUCUCUGAGAGUGGCAGCUGAAGGAAUGGAAACGCAUUUUGUCUGAUAAUAGGUUGGCCGUUUACGUACUCUACAACAAAAAUCUGAUUAUACAAUAUUUUAAAUUUGAAUGUCGUCGGAUUUUUUUCUUUAAGACGUGUAUGUACGGAAGUGCGGAGAGGUGGGAAAUCCGACCUUUUCUUAGUGUUUUACAUAAACUACCCAAAUGAGCACUGAUCAUCACCGGUUCUGCUCUUAACGUAAACAAGAACAAGGAUUCUUUUUGGCCUAUUCGCAGUUUAGCGACAAAGCGAGUUGGUAAAGAAGAACGAUUUUCUGAAAUCGCACUUGAUCGUCUUGAAUUUCACCUCAAACACUGUAGAUGUUUGAAUCAUGAACAACAUUGACCCCGGAGACGCCAGCGUCGAUGUGCUGGGUCUUUUGCAAGAACAACUCGGGGCUAGAAGUAAACCAACAACUGUGAUCGAGUCCACAGUCCUUUUAAUCAUCAACGUGGCGGCACUAGCGGGAAAUGCUAUCCUUUGCUUCAUCGUUUACCGCAAUCCCCGGCUUCGUACUUCUACCACUAUGCUGAUUGUCGCACUGGCUUUGACAGACCUGUUAGCCGCUGCUAGCGUCAUGCCGCUGACUGUAGACGCCGCUAUCCACAGUAAAAGGCGCUUCAGCGACACCGUCUGCAAAGCCCACGCUUUUGCAAUGGCCGUACUGGCCCAAGUGUCGGUCUACCUCAUGGCUCUGACCGCUUUCAAUCGGUACCUGUGUGUCAAGAAGCGGAACCUCUACAAGAAGAUGUUCACGAAGAAGUACACUCUGCUCUUCAUCGCCGCCACCUGGGCCGUAGCGCUGAUCAUCAACGGCCUCCCCAAUCUUCUGUCUUUAGAUGACUUCUUCUUCUGCCCGGGGUACUUGCUGUGCUGGAGGCGAAUGGUGAAGCCCGCUGCCAUCUACUUGUUCAACGCUUGGCUCUAUGGCUCCUUCGUCUUCUCGUACGCGGUGAUUGUGAUCUGCUACUGGAAGGUUUUUCGCGCUGUGGAACAUCACGCCGCAGCUGUUGCUCCAACUCUGAACCAAGCCAACGUUCAGGCCGGUAACCACACUGAAGAAGUGUCCGUGGCUAAGGCAGUGGCAUCCAUCGUCUUGGCUUUUACCAUCUGCUGGAUACCGUCAGAGGUCAUGGACACAAUGGACAAAAUCAACCCACUUCUUCUGCCUCGCCAGGUCUUCAUCUUCGCCACUUGCCUGUGGUUCUUGAGUAGUGCCAUCAACCCCAUCAUCUACGGCGUCAUGAACAGCACAUUCCGAGCAGAGUACAAGAAAAUAUUCGCUCUUGUCGGUCGCUCUGUCGGGCCUUCGUCUGACAGUUCGUCCACUAACGACCAAGAAAUGCCAGACCGCCGCAAUGAGUCCUCAUAAGAGCAAGAGAAGUACAAAGACGGCAUAUAUAAAGGAGUAAUUGUACCUCGUUUU